Messenger RNA from Populus euphratica (Euphrates poplar), 692 nucleotides. RefSeq names its product disease resistance response protein 206-like. Bases 116 to 676 code for a protein of 186 amino acids. NCBI's taxonomy places the organism in Eukaryota, Viridiplantae, Streptophyta, Magnoliopsida, Malpighiales, Salicaceae. The record is from RefSeq and is a predicted model, not a curated record. The transcript has a single exon.
CCUGUCAUUCUCCAUUUUCUGAUGUGAAAUGUCAGUAAUAAAUUAGGUGAGUAGAGCAUAUAUAGCAAUCUCAUCACCUCAAAGCAGCAUUACCACGUUGAUACACUCUACAACAAUGGCAGCUACAAAACUCAUUUUAGCUCUUCUCCUCUUCCUUCUAGUUUGUAGCUCCAAUAUUGCCAGCAGCAAAAACAGCAGAAGACCCAAGCCAUGUAGAAGGCUAGUGCUCUACUUCCAUGACAUUAUAUACAAUGGAAAGAACGCAAAGAAUGCAACAUCAGCAAUAGUGGGUUCACCAGCUUGGGGUAACAAGACCAAUUUGGCUAUACCAAAUCGCUUUGGAGACGUGGUUAUUUUUGAUGACCCCAUUACUCUAGACAGCAAUCUUCGCUCCACCCCCAUCGGACGAGCACAAGGGCUUUACUUGUAUGAUAAGAAAGAAAUUUUAACUGCUUGGUUUGGUUUCUCUUUUGUUUUCAACUCAACACAGCUCAAGGGUACUAUAAACUUUGCUGGGGCGGAUGAUAUAAUGAAGACUACUAGAGAUCUUUCUGUUGUUGGCGGUACCGGUGAUUUCUUCAUGACUCGAGGGAUAGCGACAUUGAUGACCGAUGCAUACGAGGAUGAUCGGUAUUUCCGGCUUCGUGUUGAUGUUCAAUUAUACGAAUGCUUUUAGCGAAGGACUCUGUUGA